AUGGAUGAAGAAUACGACGCUAUCGUGUUGGGCACAGGCCUGAAAGAAUGCAUCAUCAGUGGAAUGCUAUCGGUGUCCGGCAAAAAGGUGUUACAUGUCGACCGUAACAAAUACUACGGUGGGGAGUCUGCCUCGAUCUGCCCCCUCGAAGAGCUCUUUUCGAAAUUCGGGGUGCCUCCCCCAGACGAGUCCUAUGGGCGCGGAAGGGACUGGAAUGUCGACCUCAUACCGAAGUUCCUCAUGGCAAACGGGUCGCUGGUCAAAUUACUCAUACACACCGGCGUUACACGGUAUUUAGAAUUCAAAUCAGUAGAGGGUAGCUAUGUUUACAAGGCAGGGAAAAUUUCCAAGGUACCGGUCGACCAGAAAGAAGCCCUCGCCUCCGACCUGAUGGGCAUGUUCGAGAAGCGCCGCUUCCGCAACUUCCUCAUCUACGUGCAGGACUUCAACCAGCAGGACCCCAAGAGCUGGAAGGACUUCGACCCCAACACGCAGAACAUGCAGGCGCUGUACGACAAGUUCGGCCUCGAUAGGAACACGCAGGACUUCACCGGCCACGCUCUAGCGCUGCACAGGGACGACGACUAUCUGAACAGGAGCGCCAUCGAGACGAUCGACCGCAUCAAGCUGUACUCGGACUCCUUGGCCAGAUACGGCAAGUCGCCCUACUUGUAUCCCAUGUACGGGUUGGGCGAAUUGCCGCAAGGUUUCGCCCGAUUGUCGGCCAUCUACGGCGGCACCUACAUGCUGGACAAGCCCAUCGACGAGAUCGUUUUGGGCGAGGGCGGGCGAGUGGUGGGCGUCCGCUCCGGCGACGAGAUGGCCAAGUGCAAGCAGGUCUACUGCGACCCGACCUACGUGCCCGACAAGGUGCGCAAAACGGCGAAAGUGGUACGGUGCGUGUGUCUGCUCGACCAUCCGGUGGCCAAUACGAAGGACGCGCUGUCCACACAGAUCAUCAUUCCGCAGAAGCAGGUCGGCCGCAGCUCGGACAUCUACGUGUCGCUGGUCAGCUAUACUCAUCAGGUGGCUGCUAAAGGGUGGUUCAUCGCCAUGGUGUCCACGACCGUGGAGACCGACAAUCCCGAGGCCGAGAUCAAGCCCGGUCUCGACCUGCUCGGCACCAUUCGACAGAAGUUCGUCUCCGUGUCCGAUUACUUCGAGCCGAACGAGGACGGCGUUCAAUCGCAGAUCUUCGUGUCGCAGUCUUACGAUGCGACCACGCACUUCGAGACGACCUGCUUGGACGUGCUGGACAUCUUCAAGAGGGGCACUGGGGAGGAGUUCGACUUUUCGAAAAUCAAACACGAACUCGGAGACGAGGAACAAUAAGAGAAUUGAGCGAGGGAGGGAGAUUGUGGGGGAUUGAAGCAGAUGGGUGUAAGCAUGUAGAGAUAUUUUUCAGCAUUCCUCUUUUCGAAUUGUCGGCUGGCUAG
Phaedon cochleariae (mustard beetle) is the source of this 1436-nucleotide messenger RNA. Lineage: Eukaryota; Metazoa; Arthropoda; Insecta; Coleoptera; Chrysomelidae. The record is from the annotation of a GenBank genome assembly.